Molecule: messenger RNA, 1275 nt
Organism: Ambispora gerdemannii
Lineage: Eukaryota; Fungi; Glomeromycota; Glomeromycetes; Archaeosporales; Ambisporaceae
Source: the annotation of a GenBank genome assembly
AUGGAAGACGACGCAUUCGAUCUCUAUGGAGAAGAAGGCUUCGGAGCUAAUGAAGGCACUCACGAUGAUUUGUAUGAUGAGAUAUUAGGAGACGAAGAUGAUCGCCCGACGAAACGUCGCCGUGAAAACGAGUUUGAUUAUAAUAAUAACGCCAAUAAUAAUUUUGGAGAGGUGGACACAAAGGAAUUUGAGAUCAAAGAGGAAGAAGUGACUUCGUCUAUAAACGCUGUUGAAGGCGAAUCAAGAGUAGAGCGACGCGGAAUAUCUCCUGCGGCGGUCAAUUUUCAGGCUUCAUUGUCAAUUGAACAUAAGGUGCAAUCGAAUGCAACAAAAGCCUUAUAUCUGGGUGAACUCAAUUGGUGGACAACUGAUGAAGAUCUUCGAACAAUUGCUCGAGAUGCUGGAGUGACUAAUGAAUUGAAGGAGAUCACAUUCUAUGAGCACAAAGUCAAUGGAAAAUCAAGAGGUGUUGCUUACGUCGAAUUCACUUCACCGGAAGCCGCAUCAAAAGUCAAAGAAAGAUUGGAAACCAUAGAAGUAACUGGAAAGAAAUGUGUCGUGAAUUUCACAAGUGCCGAUAAUGGGAAUCCUUUCAAAACUGUUCCUAAAGAACCACCGCCAAAGGUAACCCGACAGGCACAUCAAACACAAUCGUCAGCUGCUUCCUCAGUGAGCAGAGGAACGGCCAGUUUACCUGCUCGUCCGUCUGCAGUACGUCCUCCCGGUUUCGAAUUCAAUCGUGGAAAUUUUCGUCCUAAUCCGAUGGCACCAGGCCCUCGAGAUUUUUUCCCACCUCCCAUUUCGCCUUAUGGAGCUUUUCCGGGUAAUCGUGGAUAUAUGAACGGAUUUGGCGGUACUCCGGAUCCUUCUUUUGCUCCCAUGAAUCCUAUGAUGGGGCGAGGUGGAAUGAUGGGCAUGCGCGGACAACCAGGACCCUUACGUCGUGGUAUGAUGCCUGGACGAGGUGCUAUGCGUGGCGUCUAUGGAGAAGAAUUUAUGGGAGGAUUUGGUGGUGGUGCGUUUGCUCUUAAUGAUGCUCCGACAGGUCCUGGAUUUCCUGCACCACAUUUCAAUCCAGCAUUCUUUCCUGAACAAGGCUACGUCAAUGAAGAGGUUCCUGUAGCACCACGAGGUCAAAGAGUUUAUGAUGUACCACAUGGAAUGAAGAGACCUCGAGAAGAGGAGGAUCACACUCAUAUGGACACACGAGUAAAACAACAACCACAAAGCAUCAAAGCCCACCGAUCAUCACAGAUAUUUCCAUGUCUGAAGUGA